Molecule: messenger RNA, 1384 nt
Organism: Actinia tenebrosa (Australian red waratah sea anemone)
Lineage: Eukaryota; Metazoa; Cnidaria; Anthozoa; Actiniaria; Actiniidae
Source: RefSeq, a predicted model, not a curated record
CAUAACUUGACUCUCGCUUGCAAAUCAAGUCCACAUAGUGCUAUCUGUUAACGGCGUCAGCUGAAAAAUCGUCGCUCGAGGAAGUGAGCAUUUCUUGAUCCUGCCAGUUUUUCGUCAGAUUUUUGAUUCAUUCUCAAUGGAUUAAGAUUUUUGGAGCCAAACGGUGACUGGGCACUGUCGAACACCACUACGAGACGUCAGCACCAAGACUAAUACUGAGGAAAGCGUCACAGAUAAACCUAACAAACCCGUCAGAUUCGCAGCAGCCUGCCAAGUCAAACAUCCCACAUUCAUGGAUCAAAACAGAAAGGGCACCAGAAAAGACACUCCUGCGCAUGUGCAGAUGCCUAGUCCAUUUCGGCGGCAAGUAAGAAAUAUGCCGUUGGAAACAAAACUCGAAGAAGAAGAAAAAGAUUGUCAAAAUGAAGUUAUUAUCAAAGAGAAUCAUGACAACCAGUCCGUUCCAAGGAGCAAGGAAACUGGCCAGACCCAAAGGACUCGCAAGCCAACGCCUGCAUACGUACAAAGACAAGUCAGCAAGAAAGGAAAACAAAAAAGUGUUUCUUUUGAUGAGGAAUUACUCGAAGAAGAAGAAGACGAAGCUAAGCAAAAACUUACCGGGGAUUUCAUUGAUAUUGCUAAGCAUCCAAUACUUCGAAAAGAUACACCUGCUGUAUUAACGAACCCAAAAUCCAAAACUAAAGCACGAACACUGAGCAACCAAGGCAGCAUUACCGAAGAAGAGGAAAACGAGGACGACUUUGACGAGACUCUGAUGAGUUACCGUCUGCGUAAACAAUCAAUACUGCAGUGCAGCCAUCCUUCGAUAGAAGAAGUCAGCCUGAAAGACAAUGACUGAACCAAAAGUGCAAAGCAAGUUUAACUCAUAAUAAUCAAUAUACAGCUAUGUCAAAAAAAAAGUUUUUGCAAGUUGCUUGUUGUUUACCAAGCUUAAAAUGUAUUAUAUUCAUAUGUAAAUAAUGAGAGCACAAAAUGAAAAUAUACCGAAAACCGAAAAUUAUCAUGCAAAAUCACCCAUAAUGCAUUUCGGGUUUGGUAUGCAACAAAAUCUGCAACAACCAGCGUCAAUGUAAAACAUUUCAGUCCAUGAUGGUUCACUCCACUUUAUUAACCGCUAUAACUCCACUGAAACUAAGCACUCUUGACAAAUGUUCAUAUGGCUCCUCCUUUCUCCUCCCCAACCUCUCACGGACCUCUAUCCACAGGGUGAAAAAGCUCACGUAGCUCACCUAAUCUGGUAAAGCGAACGCUUUACUAAGCUCAGAAUCAUUGCCGGCAUUCAGAGGCAGCGAGACGAAACAUGUGUUUUUGAUCCCAGAGAAUUAUUGCCAAAGAAUCAUAAGAAUAAACACAUUUUAUCAUA